Priceomyces carsonii is the source of this 1422-nucleotide messenger RNA. RefSeq lists its product as uncharacterized. Gene Ontology annotation, molecular function: antiporter activity; xenobiotic transmembrane transporter activity. Gene Ontology annotation, cellular component: membrane. The record is from RefSeq and is a predicted model, not a curated record. Gene Ontology annotation, biological process: xenobiotic detoxification by transmembrane export across the plasma membrane. Bases 1 to 1422 code for a protein of 473 amino acids. The transcript has a single exon. NCBI's taxonomy places the organism in Eukaryota, Fungi, Ascomycota, Pichiomycetes, Serinales, Debaryomycetaceae.
AUGAGUGACCUUCUGCCUUUGCUAAGUGGUUCAAAUGACUACGAAAGUUACAUUCAACCAAAAAGGGAAAGUGCUGAUAACACUAAAUCUGAAGCAUGGUAUAUUCUCCGAGCAGCGGCCCCCUUAGUGGUAACCUUUGUUUUACAAUAUCUUCUCUCAGUUACUUCUAUUUAUGCCUCGGGUAAGCUAGGGUCCUUAGAACUUGCAGCAACAUCUUUGGCAGUAUGCUCUUUUAAUAUAACUGGAUUGGCUAUAUAUCAAGGCAUGGCGACAAGUUUGGAUUUUUUCUGUCCCCAGGCAUAUGGUUCUGGUAAUAUUACAGAUGUUGGAUUAUAUUUUCAAAGGUGCUUGGCACUAGGCUUAGCAAUUACCGUUUGUCCGUUAGCUUUAAUUUGGUGGUUUUCAGGUUCCAUUUUAAAGCUUAUGGUACCCAACGAAGACAUUGUGAUGUUGGCUCAGCAGUACAUGAGAAUCAUUAUAAUAGGGGCGCCAGGCCUUUUGAUGUUCGAAACUGGUAAAAGGUUUUUACAAGCUCAACAUAUAUACAAUGCUGGCAUUUAUGUGCUAGCAGUGGCUUCACCUGUGAAUGUUAUUUUGCAUUGGUUAUUGGUAUGGAACGAGAGUACUGGUCUCGGGUUCAUUGGGGCACCUAUUGCAGUUUCAAUUACUUUCUGGCUUUUAAGUAUUCUUAUGUUGUUAUAUGUCCUUCUAAUUGAUGGUAAAAAGUGUUGGGCAAAAUUUGAAUCUCGAGCUUUAACAAAUUGGAAGCCAAUGUUAAAAUUAGCUAUUCCCGGAACCAUUAUGGUCGAGGCUGAAUAUCUUGCAUUCGAAGUGUUGACGAUACUUGCCGCUUCAUUCGGAACUGAUGCCUUGGCAGCGCAGUCCAUUGCUGCAAAUAUUGCGGCUUUGUUGUAUCAAUUACCAUUUGCAAUAUCAGUGAUCCUUUCAACAAGAGUCAGUUACUUGAUUGGGUUGGAGGAUGUGUUAGCAGCUAAGCUUGUUAUUCGCAUUUCUACUUAUUUAUCGUUAGGAAUUUCGACUCUCAAUUUUUGUAUAGUAUUUUUCGGAAGACUGGUAUUGAGUCGGUUUUUCACUAACUCGGAGGAUGUUAUCAGUAUGAGCAAGAAUCUACUUGUAUUGACCUCGAUUAACCAGAUUGCGGAUGCAUUCAAUGUUUCAGGUGCAGGGAUUUUAAGGGGUCAAGGAAGACAGAGAAUAGGAUCACUUUUGAGUUUAUUUUCUUACUAUAUAAUUGCACUUCCAGUGGGAUAUUUGCUAGCAUUCAAGGUCCAUAUCGGGCUCCCUGGUUUGUGGGUUGGAUUAAUAUGUGCGGUAGCAUUUUUGGCUUUGAGUGAAUAUCUUUGUAUAAUUAAGUGCAAUUGGCCAAGAAUUUUGACGGAGAGCCAGAAUAGAUUAGAUUAA